AUGAAAAAGAGUUCUAAUAAAUUUACAUAUUUUUUAACUUUUUUGAUAUUAAUCAGUUACACAUCAUCUUACAAUUUCUACUGGUAUGAUGAACUUUUUACUGAUGAUAAACAAAUAAUUGUACAUCUUUUUGAAUGGAAAUGGACUGAUAUAGCAAAUGAAUGUGAAACAUUUUUAUCAAAAUAUGGUUAUGGUGCUGUUCAAAUUUCUCCACCAAUGGAACAUAUAACUAUACCAUCUAAACAGAUGCCUUGGUGGAUUAGAUAUCAACCAGUAUCAUAUAAAUUAAAUUCAAGAUCAGGAACAGAAAGUGAAUUUAAAAAUAUGGUUGAUAGAUGUAAUAAAGUUGGUGUUAAAAUUAUUGUUGAUGUUGUCCUUAAUCAUAUGACAGGUGUUGCUCAAAAAUAUGGCGUAGAUGGUAUUGGAUCAUCAGGUGGAACACCAUUUGAUGCAACAAAUGGUAUUGAAAGUUUUCCUGGUGUACCAUAUACAAAAGAUAAUACUAAUGAUCCAAGAUGUAAUCAUGACAUUCAACAGGGUGAUUAUUCAGGUAGUGCUUAUCAUGUUAAAGAAUGUCGUCUUAGUGGAUUAAUUGACUUAAAUCAAAAUGAUACUUAUGUACAAGGAAAAAUAGUUGAUUACUUAAAUGGUUUAAUUGAUGCUGGUGUAGCUGGUUUUAGAUGUGAUGCUAGUAAACAUAUGUGGCCAAAUGAUAUUCUUACUAUUUUAAAUAAAGUUAAAAAUUUAAGACAAGAUAUUUUUGGUAGUAAUAAAAGACCAAUUGCUAUACAUGAAGUAAUUGAUCAAGGUGGUGAAGCUGUUAAAUGUAGUGAUUAUAUAGGACUUGGAAGAUAUACAGAUUUUAAUUAUGGUUCUGCUGUUGGUCGAGCUGCAAAAAAACAAUUAGAUUGGUCUCAAUUAGCAAAAUUAGGUCCAGGUUUUAACUAUGGAAACAAUGAAGAUAAUGAUAUAUUAGCUUUUAUUGAAAAUCAUGAUAAUGAGAGAAGUUAUAAUCCAUCUGUUGCUACAUACAAAGAUGGUGAUGCAUAUAAAAGAGCUGUAGCAUUUAUGUUAGCUUGGCCAUAUGGUUUACCAAGAGUUAUGAGUUCAUAUUAUUUUAAUUCACAUGAUCAAGGUCCUCCAAAUGCUGGUAGUAAUAAUAAUUAUGCUACAACAUCUCCAACUUUUGAUUCUUCUACACAAACCUGUCAACAAUCAUCUGGUUGGGUAUGCCAACAUAGAUGGCCUGAAAUUCGUAAGAUGACUUUAUUUAGAAAAUCUACAAAUGGUGCAGCUGUAUCAAACAUUCAAACUUCUAAUAAUAUAAUUGCUUUUGCUAGAACUAACAAAGGAUAUUUUGCUUUAAAUGGAGCUAAUAAUCAGUAUACAUUUACUUCAGUACAAACAACAUUACCUGUUGGUGUUUAUUGUGAUAUUUAUAAUGGUGAGUUAACAGAAGAUGGAUGUUCUGGUAAAAAAAUUACUGUAUUAUCAAGUGGAAAAGCAACAUUUAGUCUUGAGGCUGGUCAAGUUAUUGCUUUUACUAUUGAUUCAAGAAUUGGUAAUGGAAAAUUACCACCAAAAAAUAUUCCUUCAACAUAUAAAUUAACAGCAAUUUUAUUAAAAAGACAAACAUAUAUGGGACAAAAUUUAUUUGUUAGAGGUGGUCAUACAAAUGGAAUCACCUGUACAUCAACAGACUACUCUCAAUCUAAUGAUCCAUGUGCAGUUCCAAUUAUUCAUAGUCUUAAUGCUUCAUUCUUUUAUAAUGAAUAUUUAUCAUGGAGACAAAAUGAUAACUAUUUUGAUUGGCAUGGCCCUGAAAUUACACAAGGUACUCAUGAUGGUUCUGUUUCAUUUGGUACACCACUUAUUUGGACAACAAAUGAUAUAUCAGAUCCACAAUAUCAACCAGUCAACAAAUAUGGAUCAGGUUAUUGGAUGACUCAAUUUUACAUGGAAUGUGAUAAACUAUCAAAUGGAUGGUUUGAAUUAAAAGGUUAUGAAGAUAGUGGUAUUGGUUGGGAAGGUGACAUAAAUCAAAGUACAUGUACUGGUUCAGUUGGCGGUACAGCUUCAUAUACUACUAAUAAUCAUAUGGGUAAAUGUGGAAGUGUCAAUGUAUUCGAAUGGGAUUCAAAUAGUUGUAUAAUUGAUAGUUUUUAA
Molecule: messenger RNA, 2166 nt
Organism: Strongyloides ratti
Lineage: Eukaryota; Metazoa; Nematoda; Chromadorea; Rhabditida; Strongyloididae
Product: Alpha amylase family and Glycosyl hydrolase, family 13, catalytic domain and Alpha-amylase, C-terminal all beta domain and Glycosyl hydrolase, family 13, subfamily, catalytic domain and Glycosyl hydrolase, family 13, all-beta domain and Glycoside hydrolase, catalytic domain and Glycoside hydrolase, superfamily domain-containing protein
Exons: 2
Coding region: 1-2166 (721 amino acids)
Biological process (GO): carbohydrate metabolic process
Molecular function (GO): alpha-amylase activity; cation binding
Source: RefSeq, a predicted model, not a curated record